AUGCUACAUUUUCGCGUUGGCUCAAGCGUCUCCGGCGGCUCAGUCACCCUCCCCACGUCGUCCCGUGGCUCGCUACUACAGCGCCGCCGCUUUGCUCCGGAGCAGCUGCGAAAGGGCGGUGAGGAGGUCACGGCGAGACCCCACGCUCUUCAGCUGCUGACGCCCAACAACGACGGAGCGGCCGGCACGCCCAAGCAUCAGAGCUGGGGAGCGAGCGGCGCCGAGCCGCUGAGCGCCAGAACACGAACAGCCGGCGGCGUGGAGUGCUGCCACGGUGGACUUUCGUCUUCAGAUCGCGAGGAAGAACAAUGGAUCAAGGAAUCUGACAGAGGGGAAGUGUUCUUGAAGAAAUUGGAACAAUGGAUCAAGGGAAUCAGGCUUACCAUGAUACCCAAGUACACAUACCUGGAGGAUGGAGGAAGCAGUAGCAAGAAUUAUAGCAAUUUCUGCCCGAAUCAGAAUAAAAUUGAAGCUCACACAGCAAGCUAUACUUUGAACAGCAACUAUGUUAAUAUGCAGACUAAGACACCAGCAUGGACAUAUGACUACAACUCAAAGGAAGCUGAACAAGGUGACCUUGAAGAUUGCUAUGACAUAUCCUUAUCACAAGGUAAUGGUAUGUCCUUCACGGAAAUGUUGUUGUCUGUCGAAGCACCAUCAACAUCACAGAGCUAUUUACAAAGAAAUUUCAAUGGAAUGGGAGAGGGAAUGGGUUCAGAGAUAUGCAAGUUCCCAGUCUACGCUCCUAGAUAUAGCUACUACAAUUGGCAAUUCGAUGACAAUGAAAAUCAGAAUAAUGAUCCAGUACAUAAUGAGCAGCAUAUUCCAGAGGAAAAUAAUAGUUUCGACAAAGAAACUCACAAUAAUAAAGAUGGUGAAGAAGCAGCUAUGGAGAUGCCUGAAGGAGUGGAGCAGCUAACUCAAGAAGAUACCAUUCCAGCACGAAAGAUAAUGGCAAUACUCACAUACCUGCGAGGAGGAAAGCCAAAGAAUGUUCCUUACAACAAGAAAUAUGUGAGCAAUGUCAUGACUGCAAUCAGAUUAGAAGACAUCACAAAUGAUAUGAUGAAAGUUCUAUCUUAUUUUAGGCAGAGGCAAGAAGAAGACCCAAGGUUCUACUAUAAUUUUGAUCUUGGAGAAGGGAACAAGGUCAAAUGCAUUUUUUGGUCUGAUGGAUUUUCUCGACACAUGUAUGACUUAUACGGAGAUUGCCUUAGCUUUGACACAACAUUCAAGAUUAACAAGUAUAACCUCCCAUUUGCUCCUUUUGUCGGAGUGACAGGACAUGGCCACAACUGCCUAUUUUCUUGUGCAACAAUCAAUAAUGAACAAGCAAGUACCUUUGAGUGGCUAUUCGAGGAAUUCCUCAUAUGUAUGGGAGGGAAGCAUCCUGCAACAAUUAUCACAGAUCAAGAUGCUGCAAUGGCAAGAGCAAUAAAUGAAGUUUUCAAACAAUCUUGUCAUAUAAACUGCUUCUUCCAUAUAAAGAGAAAGUCGGAAGAGAAGUGUGGAGGAAGCUUUAGUAAUAUGUGGGAAAACAGAAAGAAGUUUGUCCCCGUUUACUUCAAGCAUAACUUCUUACCUUUCAUUCACUCAACUGCAAGAAGUGAGGGCACUAAUGCAAUCUUCAAAGACAAUGUAGGGUCUACAUAUAGUGUUAUCAGCUUCUUGGGUGAGUACCAGAAAAUAUCUGAAAACAUAGAGGAAUUGGAAAGAGAACAGGAUUCAGUAACAAGGAUAACAGAGCCAGACUAUUGGGUGCGUAGCGAGAUAGAACUUCAAGCUGGUCGCAUGUAUGAGGUCUACAAGACACCUAUGCUACAACUGCAAGAUUUCAGGUCCAGAAAGUACCUUGUUUCUGUAAACCUACAAGCACAAGAAUUCGCCAGCAUAUGCUGCAAGUUUGAGAAGGAUGGCAUAAUAUGUGCACAUAUACUGAGGGUCCUCAUCCACCUUAACUUGUCAGAGCUUCCUGAAAAGUACUACAUCAGUAGGUGGAGCCCAAAAGAUAGAAAAUACAUGAGAGAUAAGCAGUCCAUCCCAAUAGAUCUAACAACAAGUAACAAACAUCUGAGAUACUGCGUGCUAUCUAGGAAAUUUUGCAAUAUUUCCUCGGAAGGAGCUGUGACUGAAAGGAAAUACUUGUUCUUGCUGGAUGAAAUCAAAAGGAUAGAGGACAGACUAGAUGAAAUGACUCAAGAAGAUGAAACUGCGGAAUUCCAGAAAAGAGGAAAGGGCAAACAACCAUGUGCAACCAGUGAACAACAAAAAACAAGUGAACAACAGCAUAAAGAUGGUUUCCGUGAUAACCUACAAGAUCCUGAUGUUGUUCCUUCGAAAGGACGUCCAGAAACUUCUAAACGACAAAGGACAUUCGUUGAAGAAUUGAUGUCAAAAAAUCAAAUUACAUGCAGCCACUGUGGUUCGCAUCAACAUAACAUUGCUACAUGUACAAUGAGGCACAUACCCAAGUCAUUUUUUGAGAAAAGUGUGAAAACCAGCAACAAGAAGACAGCGGGUAAAGCUGAUGGUGAGAAUACAACAAAGAAGCAAACACAAAAGAGAAACCAGGCGAAAUCAACAGGCAACAUGAAGAAGACAUCGUCAAAAAGCUAG
Messenger RNA from Lolium perenne, 2616 nucleotides. RefSeq lists its product as uncharacterized. The record is from RefSeq and is a predicted model, not a curated record. NCBI's taxonomy places the organism in Eukaryota, Viridiplantae, Streptophyta, Magnoliopsida, Poales, Poaceae. Gene Ontology annotation, molecular function: zinc ion binding.